UUCUCCCCUCCAUUUUUGUGGCACCCCCGACCCCUUUCGCAAGCCACCACCGCUCCUCAAAACUCCCUCUCAUCCCUUUUCCCCUUCCUAUCAAACCCUUCCUCCUCCUCUCCUCCAAAACCCUAACCCAAACCCCUCUCUCUCUCUCUCUCUCUCUCUCUCUCUCUCUCGAGACGAAGAUGAAGGGGCCGGGGCUAUUCUCCGACAUAGGAAAGAAAGCCAAAGAUCUGCUCAACAAGGACUAUAGCUACGACCAGAAGCUCACCAUCUCCACGUUCAGCUCCACUGGAGUGGGCCUUACGUCUGCUGCUGUGAAGAAAGGUGGACUUUAUACUCUCGAUAUUGGUACCCAAUACAAGUACAAAAACACUCACAUUGAUGUCAAACUUGACACAGACUCAAAUGUCUCCACUACCCUCACCAUCUCAGAAGUUCUGCCCUAUACAAAAACCAUUGCUUCUUUAAAGUUCCCCGAUUACAAGUCUGGAAAGCUGGAGUUACAAUAUUUUCACGAUCAUGCUAGUCUUGCUACUGCUGUGGGUCUAAAGGCAUCCCCAGUUGUUGAUCUUUCUGGGACUGUAGGUGUCCAUGGAGUUGCCUUUGGCGCAGAAGCUGGUUAUGAUACUGCCUCAGGGAAUUUUACCAAAUAUAGUGCUGGAAUUGGGUUAUCGAAGCCAGAGUAUAAUAUUUCUGUCGUUUUAGGGGACAAGGGAGACAGUCUAAGAGCUUCAUAUGUGUACCUUUUCGACGAUGAACAGAAGACAUCUGUGGUGGCGGAGGUUACAAGGAGAUUCUCGACUAAUGAUAACACCUUCACAGUUGGUGGUUCCUAUGCAGUCGACCCUUUAACCACCGUGAAAGCAAGGCUCAACAAUUCUGGUAAGCUAGCAGCUCUUAUUGAUACAAGGGCCAAGUCGAUUUUGGCCACCAUCUCUGGUGAGUUCGAUACCAAGGCCUUGGACAAGCCUCCAAAGUUUGGUUUAGCACUUGCUCUGAAGCCCUGAAUGUUCUGUCGAUAGAGGUUUAAUCUAAAUUUGGAUUUUUUUCAGUUGGGUCGAGAAACUACAAGCAAUAAUGUUUGUUCCACAGACAUUUAGCUGUUGAAGUUUUGGAUUACUGUGGAAAACUUGUCGAUUUGGAUGGAUUUUUACUUUUUAAGUUGAUUCUUUCUAAAUUUUUGAAAGCAUUUUGUGUGCGGUGGUUCCCGUUAUUCUUUUAUUCUGUAAGUUGGUCCUUUUUAAGUUCUUGCUUUUUAGCUCUCA
Molecule: messenger RNA, 1262 nt
Organism: Ananas comosus (pineapple)
Lineage: Eukaryota; Viridiplantae; Streptophyta; Magnoliopsida; Poales; Bromeliaceae
Product: mitochondrial outer membrane protein porin 5-like
Exons: 6
Coding region: 180-1004 (274 amino acids)
Biological process (GO): monoatomic anion transmembrane transport
Cellular component (GO): mitochondrial outer membrane
Molecular function (GO): voltage-gated monoatomic anion channel activity
Source: RefSeq, a predicted model, not a curated record